Carcharodon carcharias (great white shark) is the source of this 2158-nucleotide messenger RNA. RefSeq names its product sideroflexin 2 (gene sfxn2). Gene Ontology annotation, biological process: serine import into mitochondrion; monoatomic ion transport. Gene Ontology annotation, molecular function: monoatomic ion transmembrane transporter activity. Bases 510 to 1427 code for a protein of 305 amino acids. The record is from RefSeq and is a predicted model, not a curated record. Lineage: Eukaryota; Metazoa; Chordata; Chondrichthyes; Lamniformes; Lamnidae. The transcript is spliced from 15 exons. Gene Ontology annotation, cellular component: mitochondrial inner membrane.
CACCAGCGCACGUCUCUGUGACGUAGAACGCAGUUGAGGUGAAACCCCACCUUCGCCCAGGGUGGUGACGUAUUGGGGGAGGGGCGGCGGUGACGGAAGGGGGCGGCCACCGCCCGAGGCGCGCGCUGAUUGGACGGCAACCUGUCGCCGAAGGAGGGAAAAGGUCAACCGAGUUGAUACUUCAAUUUUUUUGCCGCCUGGUUCACGCUGUAACAAUUAAAGAGAUUGUGACUCGCCAGCUAGGAACAUUUGAAUGAUGAGAAGAGACUUUGGACUGGUAUGAAAGAGGAAUGAGUAGAGGACAAUCACAAAUGCUGUCAAGCAUUGAUGCCUCUGCUCAAAACUACAGAGAGAAGAGUUCCAAGUGAAUGCUUUAAACAUUCAAACAUCUGUAUCCUACAUAGCAAGGCCAGGAAUUCCAGCUCUCCGUGAGGGCGGGCGAGCGGGCGGCCGACACGCAUGAGCGUGAAAUAGCGGGCGAUGAUGUCAGCAGGUUCGAAGGCCUCAAGAUGACAGGAAAUAUAGUGGAUUUCACUAAAUUUAACCUUGAUGCGCCACGUUGGGAUCAGACAACAUUUGUGGGCCGGCUAGAGCAGUUCUUCAACAUCACUGAUCCACGUACAGUGAUAGUGUCAAAUGCAAACCUCGAUAAAGCAAAGCACCUGGUUGACAGCUGCAGAGCCGGCACCGUGCCCCCAGGGACGACAGAGGAGCAGUUGCACUAUGCGAAGAAACUGUAUGACUCUGCAUUCCAUCCCGACAGUGGAGAAAGGAUGAAUUUAAUUGGGCGGAUGUCAUUUCAAGUCCCCGGUGGUAUGGCUAUCACCGGUUUCAUGCUGCAGUUUUACAGAACAGUUCCAGCUGUGGUAUUUUGGCAGUGGGUGAACCAGUCAUUCAAUGCCUUGGUCAACUACACCAAUAGGAAUGCAGCAUCGCCAAUAAGCACAAAACAAAUAGGAAUAGCAUACUUGACGGCCACUAGCACUGCUCUAGCAACUGCAGUUGGAUUGAAUCUAUACACAAAGAAAGCUCCACCUUUAUUAGCCCGCUGGGUCCCUUUUGUUGCCGUGGCAGCCGCUAACUGUGUAAACAUUCCGAUGAUGAGACAACAGGAAAUACUAGGUGGAAUCACCGUGACAGAUGAAAAUGAAAAUAAACUUGGAAAAUCCAGGACUGCUGCCAUAAAGGGUAUUACACAAGUGGUGAUCUCUAGAGUUACCAUGGCUGCUCCAGGAAUGAUUAUUCUCCCCAUCAUGAUGGAACAUCUAGAGAAAUAUCCAUUCAUGCAAAGGGUUAAGUUUCUCCACGCGCCGAUGCAAGUGAUGCUGGUUGGAUGCUUCUUGAUCUUUAUGGUGCCUACUGCAUGUUCCCUUUUCCCUCAGAGGUGGGAAUUGCCUGGUGGUAGCAGUUAUCUGUCAAUCAGCUGAAGGUAGUUGCAGUGAGACGUGGACAGAAACAGUGGCUACACUUCAAAUGUAUUUCAUUAACUUUCAAGCGCUUUUGGACAUCUGGAUUUGGGACCCGGAGCUGCAUAAACGAAGACUGGCUUUACUUGCUCUACAAAUAGGUUGGACAAGAUUUCUGAUUGUUCCCCUUGGAGGACAAGACUCGCCCAGCAGUUUAUCUGGAAUGUCUAAUUUGAACCUGCCUGCUGUUAUGUAUCUGAUCAGUUUGAAAUGUGCAUUUCCAAUGAUGCUACUGUUACAGGGGAUCAAUUUAAUGGAGAAUUUAACAGUCCAUCUACUCUGGUGACUAUUGAAGAUUGGAGAGGUGUUACGGGAAUUGUGGGAACCUCUUGCAAAUACAAAAGGAAAUUGACAAAUUGCAUUUAAAUUAAACGUUUAUUUACAAGAAAACAAGCUUGUGGAGUUAGUGUAUGGUACAUUCUUACUGUCACUGUAGCCAUCCAGUAUUCAACCAGUCUUUUAAUUCAGUAAUUUCAAGCUUCUUUUAAGCGUGAAUUUUAAAACUGUGGCAAAAUGCGAAUACUUGUUGAAAUAAAUGUGCGUCCUUGGGCUUUAACUAAUGAUAAUGAUGCACUGUCCAGGCCAUGUUAUGUCAAAGGCAAAAUACUGCGGAUGCUGGAAAUCUCAGAAACAAAAACCAAAAAUGCUGGAAAAACCUCACCAGGUCCGACAGCAUCUGUGGUGAGAAAGAA